Molecule: messenger RNA, 1795 nt
Organism: Rhagoletis pomonella (apple maggot)
Lineage: Eukaryota; Metazoa; Arthropoda; Insecta; Diptera; Tephritidae
Product: deoxyribodipyrimidine photo-lyase-like
Exons: 4
Coding region: 156-1751 (531 amino acids)
Biological process (GO): photoreactive repair
Molecular function (GO): deoxyribodipyrimidine photo-lyase activity
Source: RefSeq, a predicted model, not a curated record
UAGUGCAACCAAAUAAAGCUUUCAUCUCUAUAAAAUAAACAAUUGUGAAAUAGAUGAGCGCGCAUUCAAAUACAAUUUGGUAAAUAUAUGAAUUUUGCGAAGGAAUAAGCUCAUUUUCUUAGGAAGUGUCUACGCUAGUUUUUACCAACGAUAAAAUGAAGCGUACAAUGAGUAAAACUUCCAAUGAGAUUCAUGGCAUAAACUCAAAUCCAUCUUCCAACGAAAGUGAUGAUGAUGAGACGAGUGACGUAGAGGCAUUCGAUCAUACUCCAAGCAGCGAAACCGAUAAAAGAACGUCACACAUCAUAUCACCAAGGUCUCUCCAACAACGCCGUUUGGACACCGCAAGGAGCAUUUCCGAAUUUCAUUUCAUCAAAAAGCGCGUUCGUGUAUUAAGUUCCGAAAAUAAAGUAAGUGAAUCUCGUUGUGGAGGUGUUCUCUAUUGGAUGUCACGGGACGCACGCGUUCAAGAUAAUUGGGCAUUACUAUUUGCUCAACGUUUGGCACUCAAAUUCGAACUACCAUUUCUAAUUGCGUUUUGUCUCAAUCCUGGGCAUCUGAACACUACACUGCGACAGUAUGAAUUCCUAAUGGGCGGUUUGGAAGAAGUAGAAUGCGAAUGUCGAAAACUUAGCAUUCCGUUUCACUUAUUAAUCGGCCAAGUCGAUGAGCACUUGUCAGAAAUGGUGCGUUUGCACAACAUUAGUGCAGUCGUAUGUGAUUUCAACCCAUUGCGUGAAGCACAGCUUCAUGUGGAAAAUGUAAAAAAAGCGCUGCCCGUAGAUGUUCCAUUUACCCAAGUCGAUGCGCACAAUGUGGUGCCGCUGUGGGUAACAUCAGAUAAACAGGAAUUUGUACCUUUCUUUAUGCGCCGAAGAAUUAACUCGAGACUGGAGGCAUUCCUUACUGAAUUUCCACCAGUAACAAAGCAUCCUCACAAUAAAUGUGUAAUGAAUAGCUGCAUAUCUGUGGAUUGGAAGGCGAUUCUAUCUACGAUUCAGUGCGAUCGCUCUGUGAAAGCAGUAGAGUGGGCAAAACCAGGUUAUCGUGCGGCAUGCUUGCAGCUACAAAGCUUUUGUACGAAACGUUUACGUUUUUAUAACGAAAAACGCAACGAUCCUACCAUAGAUGCGCAGUCUGGACUGUCGCCAUGGUUUCAUUUUGGUCAAAUUUCUGUACAGCGUUGUAUUCUUGAAGUGAUGCGCUACACCUCAAAAUUCAAAGCAUCUGUAGAGACGUUUUGCGAUGCAGCUAUCAUUUAUAGAGAGUUGGCAGACAAUUUCUGUUAUUAUAAUGAAAAUUAUGACAAUCUAAAGGGCCUAUACGGCUGGGCGAUUAAAACACUCGAUGAGCAUCGCACAGAUGAGCGCAAUCCUUCUUACACUCUUUCCCAAUUCGAGCAGGCCCACACACACGAUGAUCUUUGGAAUGCGGCACAGAUUCAAUUGGCAAAUGAAGGUAAAAUGCAUGGUUUUCUACGCAUGUACUGGGCAAAAAAGAUACUUGAAUGGGCCGCUACGCCGGAACAAGCCUUAGAAAUUGCUAUCUACUUGAAUGACAAAUACAGUUUAGAUGGACGGGAUCCAAACGGCUAUGUAGGUUGCAUGUGGGCGAUUGGUGGCUUACAUGAUGGAGGCUAUCGUCCGAGGCCAAUCUUUGGUAAAGUACGUUAUAUGAAUUACAAAGGUUGUCAACGAAAAUUCGAUGUGGCUGCCUUUGUGGCGCGCUAUGACGCUGAAGUACAUGAAUAAGUGGUAAGGAAAUGGCUUUGAUUGGCUGUUAAGUUUUUAAAACU